AUGGCGCAUGCACUAGCAGACGACGUCUUCGUCGGAUUCGACGUUCCCGAAAUCGACAAGCCAUUCUUGCUUGAUGUCCUUGCUGCACCCGGCACCCCCUGGGACGAGAAGCUGGCCAUCUACGACGUCGGUCUGUUCAGCGGAUACGAGGAUUGGAACCUGAUGCUCGAGAGUGCGGCCUCAUUGAAGGAGCAGAGCCCGGCUAGAUCCCCUCUCGAUGCACAAGAUCUCCUAGCCUUCGUCCCGCGGGUGAAAGAAGCCACGCUAGCCGCCGACAAGCUGCGUCAGGGUUGGGCAGCGACUGACCAGUCCAUCAAAAAAUUAGCCACGCUUCUGCGGGUUCAUCGAUCAGGCACCGUUGCUGCUCCCCAACCUGCUGUCAUCAAACGAGAGCGAGUGAUCAAGCGAGAGGGCGUCUCCAGGCGCGGACGGGACGAUGAGGAGGAGACCGAAGAUGAGGAUGCCCAACCCAACAACCAACGAGUCAAGCGACGCAAAGUCGCAUCCAAAUCAUCCACAUCCCACUAUUUCGCGCCACCCGCGGCCGAACAAUCGCCACGCAUCCAGCCAGAACAGCCAUCUUCAUCUUCAUUUCCAUCACCGCUCGCUUCCGACGAAGCUCGAGCCUACACACCGGCAGUCCUCCGUAACGGAAUUGCCACACCUAAUAUCACGCCUCGCAAACAGUCUCUUGAGAAUGAGGCCCCGAAUGACACCACCGGGAAUUCUCCGAAGGAAUCGAUCAGCGAGGCCCAGAACGCCGCUUGUGCGGCUAGCGGAGCGAAUGGUGACGAUGCCGGCGAUUUAAAAGCCAGCGGCCCGCAGACAGCCAGGGAUCUUCGGGCAGAGGCACCAUCCUGGCCAUCCCCGCCCAGCAGUCUUUCCGGCCCAUCGCCGAGGCGGAAGACGGCCGUCAAAUCUCCCUUCUUCAAUCUGCCAUCACCAGCCAAACAGUCUCCUAAGUCGAAACGCGGCGCUGGUCUUGUAUCAACGGUCCCCUUUCCGCGACUGACGGCACCAAAGUUUGGUCUCAUUCAAGAAGAGUUUGCUCACGAGCCGUUUUGGCUGCUUGUGGUAGUGACCUUCCUUGUCAAAACAGCUGGGACGCUGGCCAUCCCAACGUUUUAUAAGGUCAAGGAACGCUUCCCAACACCCGAGGCCUUGGCGGAUCCAGAGGCGACACCGACCAUCAUGAGCAUGAUUCGCCAUCUGGGGCUUUCAGUUAUGCGAACAGCAGCGAUACAGAGAGUGAAGAAUUACGACAAGAGAGAUAUUGAGGCGAGCGCACUUCGACCCGACAGCGAUUCUGAGCAAUGCUUGACUGAGCUUCCUACGACGGAAGAUGCCGACGAUGCCUGGGAAAUGGGUCAUUUCACGCAAGGCAAAUACGCCUUGGACAGCUGGCGAAUUUUCUGUCGGGAUGAGCUUUUGGGACGGGCCGACGACUGGAACGGCAAAGGCGUAGCGCCCAAUUUUCAACCCGAGUGGAUGAGAGUGCGACCCGAUGACAAGGAGCUUCGGGCGUGUCUCCGAUGGAUGUGGAUGCGUGAAGGAUGGGAAUGGGAUCCUGUCACGGGCGAGAAGACAGUUCUUCGAGAUGAGAUGCGAAGGGCUGUGGAUGAAGAGCGCGUGGGAUAUGAUGAUACGGGAGGUUCAGACUAUUUCGCGAUGGGGUCACAAAUUGAUUCACAAGACGAGUUCACGGUGCUCGUCACUGGCUUCGGCCCUUUCAAAGCCCAAUACCCCGUAAAUCCCUCCUGGGAAAUCGCCCACUCUCUACCAGCAUACCUCCCGCCCCUCCGCGCCAAGAACCCAAAAGAUCACCACUCUUCAACCUCCCCCUCCACUUCGUCCUCCUCUCGGCCCCUCCCACCCGUCCGCAUCCUCGUCCACCCGGAAGCCAUUCGCGUAAACUACCAAAACGUCCGCCGCCUGGUACCCCAGCUAUGGGACCCGGCAGUUCAUCCGCGCAUAGACGCGACCGUACACAUCGGCAUGGCGGGACCGCGGCUGUUCUACUCGAUUGAGCGCCGCGGUCACCGGGACGGCUACGCUUUCCCUGACGUGGACGGGAAGAAGCUCGAGGACGAGGAUCGGCGAAGGGAGGAGGGCGAGAAUUGGGUGUGGUACGGCAUGCCGUCUGAGAUUGAGACGGGAUUGGAUCUGGCUGAUGUGUUGGAGCGGUGGAAGGAUCAUAGCCCGGAAGGAUCCGAUCUCCGUAUAUCCGAAGACGCGGGACACUACCUCUGCGACUUCAUCUACUUUUCCAGCCUAGCGCAUCUGUGGAAGGCACAGAAGCACCGCAGAGUGACGUUCCUCCACGUCCCGUCCGACGCAUCCGAGGCGUCCGUCUCCAGAGGUACCGAAUUGGCGAUACAGCUGAUCCGGUCUAUUGCCGAGAGCGAGCUGAGUCGCAGACGUAAAGGAGGCGAGGAGGAAGUCGUGGGUAAGGAUGAUAAGAUUGCAGUUGAGCUACGGGUAUAA
Messenger RNA from Colletotrichum lupini, 2484 nucleotides. Its product is annotated as methyl-CpG binding domain-containing protein 4. The coding region runs from base 1 to 2484 and encodes 827 amino acids. Gene Ontology annotation, cellular component: cytosol. Gene Ontology annotation, biological process: proteolysis; DNA repair. The record is from RefSeq and is a predicted model, not a curated record. Gene Ontology annotation, molecular function: pyroglutamyl-peptidase activity. NCBI's taxonomy places the organism in Eukaryota, Fungi, Ascomycota, Sordariomycetes, Glomerellales, Glomerellaceae. The transcript is spliced from 6 exons.